AUGAGCAACGACUUCUCCCCAGCAGGGACACCCCAUCGCGACCGGUCCCCCAAACGCAAGCGCUUCUCUCCCACCCCUACCGACCCCUCCGCCAAACUCCAAUAUGCCUACGACGAAGACCAAGACGUCCCUAGCGACGCUGAUGAAGCCUUCCACACCCCUGCCUCCGCCUUGAGCCCGAAUGGCACAACAGUUACGCCAAAACGACGCAAGACCUCUCCCACGCGACCGCGCAGCCUGAACUACCGCCCACACUUUACCCUUCACGGCCACAAGCGCGGUAUCUCCUGCGUCAAAAUCUCUCCCCGCGGCCACCUCAUCGCAUCCGCCUCCGCCGACUCUACGAUCAAACUCUGGGAUGCGCGAACAGGAGCGCUACAACAUACGCUUGAAGGCCACUUGGCGGGGAUCAACACGAUAACAUGGUCGCCUGACUCAAGGGUUCUCGCGUCUGGCAGCGAUGACAAGCUGAUCAGAUUUUGGGAAGUGGAAUCAGGAAAAUGUUUGGAGACGGUGUUGGUCGGCCAUCAUAACUACGUCUACUCGCUUGCGUUCGCGCCGAAGGGGAACAUGCUAGUCUCUGGAUCUUACGAUGAGGCGGUAUUCUUGUGGGAUAUCCGGACGGCAAGGCUCAUGCGUAGCUUACCAGCGCACUCGGAUCCAGUGAGCGGAGUGGACUUUGUUAGAGACGGGACACUGAUCGCGAGCUGUUCGAGUGACGGGUUGAUCAGGAUCUGGGACACGGGGACAGGGCAGUGCUUGAAGACGCUGGUUCAUGAGGACAACGCUGCGGUGACGAGCGUGAAGUUUAGUCCCAACGGACGGUAUGUGCUGGCUGCGACGUUGGAUAGUAAUGUGAGGCUGUGGAAUUAUGUGGAUGGGAGGGUGGUGAAGACGUACCAGGGUCAUAAGAAUGUGAAGUACAGCAUCAAUGCUUGCUUUGGGACUUAUAGCUCUAUGGCUGCGAUGCUGGAAGAGGCGGGAAGUCCAGAUGGAGAAGAUGAGGGGGAAGACGGUGAGCGAGACUCGCGAGCGAAGAAGCAGUGGGCUUUCGCAGCCAUUGGGUCCGAAGAUGGCUCAAUCGUACUCUGGGACGUUUCGUCAAAGGAGAUGCUGCAGCGCAUACCCGGCAAUGGAACUCCUGUGUUAGCCGUGGACGUUGGGAUGGAGGACCAGACCAUUGUUUCGGGAGGGCUGGACUGCUGUGUCAGGGUAUGGAAGCGUGGGCUCGGAGACGCAUCGGAGACGACGAACGGUGACGGAGCUAUAGAAGAGAAUGGAACUGCGCACGUGAACGGACAGACGGAUGCGCAGGAGAACGGUGGGGACGUUGUCGUUCCGAUCGCUAAUGGCAAUGAAGAGUCGACCACGGAAGCUGUUGACGGAGAUGGCGCGGGCGAUGAGAUGGAGAAGGCUAUGGCGAUGGUCUUGGAAUGA
This is a messenger RNA of Saxophila tyrrhenica, 1437 nucleotides long. It is a transcript of the gene SWD3, whose product is annotated as WD domain protein. The transcript has a single exon. Gene Ontology annotation, cellular component: transcription factor TFIID complex. The coding region runs from base 1 to 1437 and encodes 478 amino acids. NCBI's taxonomy places the organism in Eukaryota, Fungi, Ascomycota, Dothideomycetes, Mycosphaerellales, Extremaceae. Gene Ontology annotation, molecular function: RNA polymerase II general transcription initiation factor activity; protein binding. The record is from RefSeq and is a predicted model, not a curated record. Gene Ontology annotation, biological process: transcription initiation at RNA polymerase II promoter.